Molecule: messenger RNA, 8350 nt
Organism: Protopterus annectens (West African lungfish)
Lineage: Eukaryota; Metazoa; Chordata; Ceratodontiformes; Protopteridae
Gene: ABCA1
Product: ATP binding cassette subfamily A member 1
Exons: 50
Coding region: 208-6999 (2263 amino acids)
Biological process (GO): transmembrane transport; lipid transport
Cellular component (GO): intracellular membrane-bounded organelle; membrane
Molecular function (GO): ATP hydrolysis activity; ABC-type transporter activity; ATP binding
Source: RefSeq, a predicted model, not a curated record
UAAGACUGUUAGACUGUACAUUGUGUGAGAGGGUUUACAAAAGCAGAACACAUGAAAAACGCUUACAAUAACUCUAACUCAUAACGAUACUAUACCUGAAUUCGGCUCACUGACUGUAACAGAUUUUUCGCAGAUAGUAGUGGGGAAAUCAGUGAAUGACAGGCAGCAGCCUGUCUGCUGCAGGAAGCCAAGAGGCUCUUAAAAGAUAUGGCUUUCUGGACGCAGCUGGGAUUAUUAUUAUGGAAAAACUUCACCUACAGGAGACGGCAAACGCUUCAGUUACUGAUUGAAAUUGCGUGGCCUCUCUUCAUCUUCUUCAUUCUGAUCUCUGUACGUCUUAACUAUCCACCAUAUGAACAACAUGAAUGCCAUUUUCCAAACAAGGCAAUGCCUUCUGCAGGAACACUGCCAUGGGUCCAAGGACUUAUCUGCAAUGCCAACAACCCUUGUUUUCGCUACCCAACACCUGGUGAAUCUCCUGGUGUUGUUGGAAAUUUUAACAAGUCAAUCAUUUCUCGCUUAUUCUCUGAUGCCAGAACGCUGUUGCUCUACAGCCAGAAAGACGAAAAUCUAGUUGGCAUUCGGAAACUUGUAAGAUCUUUGCAAAAUUUCAGGAAUAUGGGACCAGGUUUUAAGCUUAAAGAUUUUCUGACAGAAAAUGAGAAACUUUCAGAGUUCCUCCGUGUCAAUGCUUCCCUGCCUCAGUCAGCUGUGGAUGACAUAUUGGAUGCUGAUGUUAAUCUUGAGCAGGUCCUUAAAAAUGGAUUUGGAAUACGGCUAAAGGAUCUGUGCAGAACCCGAGACCUUGACAACUUUGUUACUAUUGCUAACAAAAGUGUGGCUAAACAGUGUCAAGAGAUCAUCUGUAGUUCUAGCGAGACAUGGCUAAGUGCUGCUGAACAGUCCUUCUACUCUAGCAUUGACAUUGUGAAGCCCAUGCAGAAAGGAGGGACUCCAAGGCCUCAGCAAGUCCAGGAAAUAGCAGAUGCAACUGAUACACUGUUAGAAAAUCUUGGAAUGUUUGCUAAGGAGUUGGCAAGCAUGAAAAGUUGGAGUGAUAUGAGGCAUGAGGUCCUGUUCCUAAUGAACGGCAACAUCACAGGGUCACCCAACCAGAUCUACCAGGCAGUGUCCCGGAUUGUUUGUGGUCAUCCUGAAGGAGGGGGUCUUAAGAUCAAGUCCCUGAAUUGGUAUGAGGACAAUAAUUACAAAGCACUGUUCGGGGGCAAUAACACAGAAGAUGACCAUACAGCAACAUAUGACAAUUCCACAACUCCGUACUGUAAUGAAUUAAUUCAGAAUAUGGAAAGCAACCCUCUGUCUCGAAUGAUUUGGCGUGCACUGAAGCCUCUGCUUGUUGGUACAAUACUGUACACACCAGAUACAGUUGCCACACGGCGAAUUAUGGAAGAGGUGAAUAAGACCUUUCAGGAACUGUCUGUUUUCCAAGAUGUGGGAGGAAUGUGGAAAGAGUUGAAGCCCAAAAUAAGGACGUUUAUGAAGGACAGUCAAGAAAUGAAUCUUGUUCGGAGCCUUCUGAAGAGUAAUGCUAGUGCCAGUAUAUUCAGACAGCAGUUGGAUGGCUACAACUUGACAAUUGAGCAGAUAUCUAUGUUUCUUUCUAAACAUCCAGAAGAUGUGCAUAAUUCAGAUGGUGCUGUCUAUACUUGGCGAGAAGUCUUGAAUGAAACGGAUCAUGCUAUCCAGAUGAUAUCUAAAUUUAUGGAGUGUGUUAAGUUGGAUAAGCUGGAACCAGUGUCUACAGAAGCGAAGCUGAUUGACAAAUCAUUGGAGCUGCUAGAAGACGGAAAGUUCUGGGCUGGCAUUGUGUUUGUAGGAAUAGAAUCGAACAGUACCACUGUACCUCGGCAUGUCAAGUACAAAAUUCGAAUGGAUAUUGAUAAUGUAGAGAGAACAAACAAGAUUAAGGAUGGGUACUGGGAUCCUGGUCCCCGUGCUGAUCCAUUUGAAGACAUGCGUUACAUCUGGGGUGGCUUUGCUUACCUUCAGGAUGUAGUAGAACAUGCCAUUAUCCGCACACUGACAGGAGCUGAAAAACGAACAGGAGUUUACACACAGCAGAUGCCUUACCCAUGUUAUGUAGAUGACAUAUUUUUGCGAGUAAUGAGCCGUUCUAUGCCUCUUUUCAUGACACUGGCUUGGAUCUAUUCUGUUGCCAUAAUAAUCAAAGGGAUUGUUUAUGAGAAAGAGGCCCGCCUGAAGGAAACCAUGAGGAUUAUGGGACUGGACAACGGCAUUUUGUGGCUCAGCUGGUUUAUCAGCAGUCUGAUUCCCCUCCUCAUCAGUGCUGGGCUACUAGUUUUCAUAUUAAAGAAAGGAAACCUGCUACCAUACAGUGACCCGAGUGUUGUCUUUGUUUACCUUUCCACGUUUGCUGUUGUCACCAUUUUGCAGUGCUUCCUAAUCAGCACCCUGUUCUCGAGGGCAAACCUGGCUGCAGCAUGUGGCGGGAUCAUCUAUUUCACGCUGUACCUUCCGUAUGUGCUUUGUGUGGCCUGGCAGGAUUAUGUCUAUUUUUCUGUCAAAGUGUUUGCAAGUCUGUUAUCACCUGUUGCAUUUGGGUUCGGGUGUGAGUAUUUUGCACUUUUUGAGGAGCAGGGAGUUGGAAUUCAGUGGCACAACCUCUUUGAUAGCCCCAUUGAAGAAGAUGGUUACAAUCUCACCACCUCAGUGUGUAUGAUGCUGUUUGACACAUUUCUUUAUGGAAUAAUGACAUGGUACAUCGAAUCAGUUUUUCCAGGCCAGUAUGGAAUUCCCAGACCAUGGUAUUUUCCAUUUACCAAGUCCUACUGGUUUGGAGAAAAGAGUGAGGACCAGUUCCAGCUAGAUUCUAACAAAAAAGAACCUUCAGAAGUUCAUAUUGAGGAGGAACCAACUCAUCUUAAGCUUGGUGUGUCAAUCCAAAAUUUGGUGAAAGUAUACCGCAGUGGCAAGAAGGUUGCUGUAGAUGGCCUUUCCCUUAAUUUCUAUGAAGGACAGAUAACAUCUUUCCUAGGACAUAAUGGAGCUGGAAAGACUACAACAAUGUCCAUCCUGACUGGCUUAUUUCCUCCAACAUCUGGUACAGCCUACAUCCAUGGUAAGGAUAUCCGUACCGACCUUAGCAACAUCAGACAGAGUCUUGGUGUCUGUCCACAGCACAAUGUUCUUUUUGACCAACUUACUGUAGAGGAACAUGUCUGGUUCUAUUCUCGAUUGAAGGGUGUUCCAAAGAAACAGGUGGAGACUGAUAUGCAGCAAAUGAUAGUUGAAGUUGGGUUGCCUCACAAAAGGAAAUCUAAAACAAGCCAGCUUUCAGGUGGCAUGCAGAGAAAACUGUCAAUAGCUUUGGCAUUUGUUGGUGGAUCAAAAGUUGUCAUUCUAGAUGAGCCAACAGCAGGCGUAGAUCCUUACUCCCGUCGAGGAAUAUGGGAACUGCUGUUGAAAUAUCGCCAAGGUCGCACUAUUAUCCUUUCCACUCAUCACAUGGAUGAAGCAGAUAUCCUUGGUGACAGAAUUGCAAUUAUUUCCCAUGGCAAGCUGUGUUGUGUGGGCUCCUCCUUGUUCCUCAAGAACCAGCUGGGAACUGGCUAUUAUCUGACCUUGGUCAAGAAGGACUUUGACUCCUCCCUCAGUUCCUGCAGGAACAGCAGCAGUACCAUGUCUUACUUAAAAAAGGAAGAUAGUGUUUCCCAGAGCAGCUCUGAUGCAGGCCUUGGAAGUGACCACGAAAGUGACACCCUGACUGUAGAUGUUUCUGCCAUUUCCAGUGUCAUUUUUAAACACGUGUCUGAUGCUCGAAUGGUGGAUGAUUUCGGGCAUGAACUGACUUACAUUCUGCCAUAUGCAGCUGCAAAGGAGGGAGCCUUUGUGGAGCUUUUCCAUGAGCUUGAUGACCGUCUGUCAGACUUGGGUGUUUCUAGUUAUGGAAUAGCAGAUACAACACUGGAAGAAAUAUUCUUAAAAGUUGCCAAUGAUACUGGAGUAGAUGCUGAAACCGCAGAUGGCACAUUACCUGCAAGAAGGCGGAGACAUGUCUUUGGAGAAAGGCAAAGCUGCCUGCGACCCUUCACAGAAGAUGAUGAUGCAUUUGACUUCAAUGACUCUGACAUAGAUCCAGAAGCCAGAGAGACCGAUUUCCUUAGUGGAGUGGAUGGCAAGGGCACCUACCAAGAAAAGGGCUGGAGCCUGACGAGACAGCAGUUUGCGGCCCUGUUAUGGAAACGUCUGCUGUAUGCCAAACGUAGCAGGAAAGGUAUCUUUGCCCAGAUUGUAUUGCCAGCAGUAUUUGUUUGCAUUGCCCUGGUCUUCAGCCUGAUUGUGCCACCCUUUGGUAAAUAUCCUAGCUUGGAGCUCCAUCCUUGGAUGUAUGAUGAACAGUAUACAUUCAUCAGCAAUGAUGCUCCAGAGGAUGAUGGUACCCAGAAGUUGGUGGGAGCACUGACUGAGCCUGGCUUCGGCACACGAUGCAUGGAUGGCAACCCUGUUCUUGAAUACCCAUGUUUGGCUAGUGACGAAGAAUGGAUCACUCCUUCAGUUUCGACAGCUGUAAUGGACAUCUUUCAGAAACGGAACUGGACAAUGGAAAAUCCCUCACCUUGCUGUGUCUGCAGUAGUGAUGGUGAGAAAAAAAUGCUCCCAGAAUGUCCUGCAGGUGCAGGAGGCUUGCCUCCUCCACAGAAGAGGCAGAAAACUGACGAUAUCCUCCAGAAUCUAACAAACAGAAAUAUAUCUGACUAUCUUGUGAAAACCUACCCGCAGAUAAUUGAGAAAAGCUUAAAGAACAAGCUAUGGGUCAAUGAAUUUAGGUAUGGAGGGUUUUCAUUGGGUGUUAGCAACAAUCAGUUUCUACCCCCAGCAGCUGAUGUUAAUGAUGCUAUCUCACAAGUCAAGCAUGUCUUCCGCCUCACAAAGGAAAGUGCUGCUUACAAAUUCCUCGGAAGCCUUUCCAGGUUUGUCGAAGGAGUGGAUGCUAAACAUAACGUAAAGGUUUGGUUUAACAACAAGGGCUGGCAUGCCAUUACCUCAUUUCUGAAUGUGAUUAACAAUGCCAUUUUGCGUGCUAAUUUACCAAAAGGGGAGGAUGCCAAAACUUAUGGAAUCACUGCAUUCAACCACCCUCUCAACCUCACUAAGGAACAGCUGUCUCAAGUUGCUCUGAUGACAACAUCUGUGGAUGUUUUGGUCUCUAUCUGCGUCAUAUUCGCCAUGUCAUUUGUCCCUGCAAGCUUUGUGGUAUUCUUGAUUCAAGAGCGAGUCAGCAAGGCUAAGCACAUGCAUUUCAUCAGCGGAGUGAAGCCUGUUAUCUAUUGGCUUGCCAACUUCAUUUGGGAUAUGUGCAACUAUAUAGUUCCAGCCACCCUUGUCAUAAUCAUCUUCAUCUGUUUCCAACAAAAGUCCUAUGUCUCCUCUUCAAAUCUGCCAGUACUGGCCCUUCUGCUGUUACUUUAUGGGUGGUCUAUCACUCCUCUGAUGUACCCAGCAUCUUUCUUGUUUAAGAUCCCAAGCACUGCGUAUGUCGUAUUGACUAGUGUAAAUCUCUUCAUUGGAAUUAAUGGCAGUGUUGCUACCUUUGUCCUGGAGCUGUUUACAAAUAAUAAUCUGAACAGUAUUAAUGAAAUUCUGAAGUCUGUGUUUCUGAUUUUCCCUCACUUCUGUCUGGGCCGAGGUUUAAUUGACAUGGUGAAGAAUCAGGCCAUGGCUGAUGCUUUAGAACGGUUUGGUGAAAAUCGUUUCAUCUCCCCGCUGUCCUGGGACCUGGUAGGGCGGAAUCUGUUUGCCAUGGCAGUAGAGGGUGCAGUCUUCUUUUUUAUUACAGUGUUAAUACAGUACCGGUUCUUCAUCAAGCCAAGGCCUGUGACUGCCAAACUUUCCCCAGUGAUUGAAGAAGAUGAAGAUGUGGCAAGAGAAAGGCAGAGAAUACUGAGUGGAGGUGGGCAAAGUGACAUUCUGGAAAUCAAAGAAUUAACCAAGAUCUACAGAAUGAAGAGAAAGCCGGCUGUAGACAGACUUUGUGUUGGAAUUCCACGAGGGGAGUGUUUCGGAUUGCUGGGUGUGAAUGGUGCUGGGAAAACAACGACUUUCAAGAUGUUAACUGGAGACACUGAUGUAACUAGAGGCGAGGCUUUCCUUAAUGGCCACAGCAUUCUGUCCAACAUUCAUGAAGUACACCAAAGCAUGGGCUAUUGUCCUCAGUUUGAUGCAGUUAAUGAACUGCUCACUGGAAGAGAGCACCUAGAACUCUACGCACUGCUACGGGGUGUGCCACAAAAAGAAGUUUGCAAGGUUGCUGAGUGGGCUGUGCGUAAACUGGGGCUCGUGAAAUAUGCAGAAAAAGCAGCUGGAAAGUACAGUGGUGGUAACAGGCGAAAGCUCUCCACUGCAAUUGCUCUGAUUGGAGGACCACCCGUAGUAUUCCUGGAUGAACCGACGACAGGAAUGGAUCCAAGGGCCAGGCGUUUCUUAUGGAAUUCCAUUCUUAGUAUUAUCAAGGAAGGCCGAUCUGUAGUGCUAACAUCUCAUAGCAUGGAAGAAUGUGAAGCACUUUGUACUCGAAUGGCGAUAAUGGUAAACGGCAGGUUCCGAUGUUUAGGCAGUGUGCAGCACCUCAAAAACAGGUUUGGAGAUGGUUAUACAAUAGUAGUACGUAUAGCAGGACCAAAUCCAGACCUGAAGCCUGUGGAGGAAUUCUUUGAACAUGCCUUUCCUGGUGUUGUUCUCAAGGAAAAACAUCGCAGCAUUCUUCAGUACCAGCUCCCUUCUUUGAAGUCUUCCCUUGCCAGAAUAUUCAGCAUCCUAGCCAAAAACAAAGAACGACUCCGAAUCGCAGACUACUCUGUUUCUCAAACAACUCUUGACCAAGUAUUUGUAAAUUUUGCCAAGGACCAAAGUGACGAAGAUCAUCUAAAAGACUUUUCAGUAAAGAAGCAAACUGUCAUAGAUAUUGCACUCCUGACAUCCUUUCUGCAAGAUGACAAAGUGAAAGAAAGUUAUGUUUGAUUUGCCUAGCUCAUGAAAGAACACUGCUAAAGGGAAGAGGUGAAAGAGAGCUUUUCCUUUUAGGAAAUAUGUUCCUUCAAAGGGGAAAAGAGGCAGAGUUAAUGAAACUGGUCACUCUGCUAUCAUUCAAUGCAACAAAAUGCAAUGCAAAGAGAAAUUCCACUAUUUUUGUAAAGGGGCGGGGCCUCUUGUGAUCCUCGCCUGUUUGUACUGUUGUAAAAGACAAACUUGAAGAUAGUUAGCUUCUGCUAAAGUAUGACAUUGUGAAACUGGUCAUUUUACCCAUGACAGUAAUGUGGGUACAACUUAAACAGAAACUUAUACAUAUGUAUGUAUGUAUGUGUGUAUACAUAUAUAUAUAUAUAAUGUUUAUAUAGUAUUUUUGCUAGGGUGCAACAGUUAUAUAGUCCUUGUUGAGUCAUGGCCAGUGAUUAUUUAUUUACCUGUAAUUCAGGUCAUACAGUAACAGCAGUGGGGUGUAGCACUUUGGAUAAUGCCUCCUUGUAGGCCUCAUACAUAUCUUGUAUGUAGAGAAGCAGGUAUUCUGUGUUGGUUGCCUCCACUAGAAGUUGUUACAUCCCAAUCAGUUUUCUCAUGCAAGGACACUGUUGGCCUAUCCGUAUUGCAUCACAAACAGUAAUCCAGUGAACAGCUGCUGUCCUUUGUGAAGUGCAACACUUCCAUUUACCUGUUUGUAAUAAUACAGGGAUGCACAUCAUAAAUACUAAUGUGAAUUUUUGGUAUUCUUUUACAGUUUUUUAACCACUUGGGGAAACAGUCAUGGCAAGUCAGAUUAAGAAAUCACAGUACAUUUUUAUCUCAGAAUUAUUACGACAGCCACUGUGGACACAGAGGUUCUGUUGUGAAAUCUAGUAAGAGUUUUUGAGACUCCACCUCACAUUGCCUGUGUUACAGUGCCAAAGUAUGCUUAGUUUUUGGUAACCAGUGUUGUGAGGAUGCUGUUGCUUCAUCAUCACUUUAUUUGUCGAGGGAUUAGCUGUAAGCACACUGUAUUAGCUAUAGAUUAACUGCUGCACAAUCAGAUGUAACUAAAAACUAAAACCCAACAUUAUAUAAAUUUGGUAGCAAGUAUUACCUUAAAGGAAUGAUUUAUGUUUCACUUAAAAUAUAUAUUUUAGGAAAAGUAUAUCUUCCCCCAUAUAUACUCGCUGAGAAAAUGUAACAGACAUAUUUAAAAAAAAACAUUUGGGGGCAUGGGCAAGGGUUUGAUACUAUUUACAGUUAAAAAAAAUCCUUUUGAAUACAGUUGCAAUAGAGGUGCUAAUCUGCUCUAAAAUCAAUUUAUGGACUUAAAGUAACAUAAAUAAAGUAAUUACACGUUUGCACUUUC